AAACUCUUCAGAUAUUAAAGUCUUUUCUGAUUUUUGAUCGUGAUUAUUGGUUCAUGUUUAGGAUCUGAAUCUCCAGAGACGAGUCUGAGGGAGAAGUCCUUUAAAGGAUGAAUUAUUGAACAGCUGGAAAUGUUUGGCAUUGAACCAAUCAAGCCUCCUUGAAGCUGUCCUGAUAAAGUAUCAAAUAUUUCACAAAGUCCAGAAGAAGCUGAUGGAGAACAUCUGAAAAAUGCAGAAGUUAAAUGUAUUUCAAUAACAGGAACAUUUCCAUCAAUGAUUUAACGUUAAUUUAGCACAAAUAUAUCAAUAGUAUUUUCUGUAAAAAUGAAACUGAAUAUUUUCCAGAGGAAUAUAUUCAAACACAAACCAUGAGAAAUGUCUUCAGUGACUCUGAGUUUGAACCAAAGGCAGACAUCAUGAAGGCUUCAUCAGAAACCUCUUCAUCUCCGCCUGCUCCUCCUGCUGCUGCUCCUCCUGCUCCUCUGUCUCUGAGGAGUCCUGCGCUGCAGGCUGAGUUUCUUCAGAAGUGUCGGAACAAAUCUGGUUCUCAGGAUGGCCACGGUGACGCCCCAUCUUCCUCCUCUUCCUCCAAGUCUCCUCUGAGCAAUGUCCAGAGACAAGACAUCAUGAAGGCUUCAUCACCUCCAUCAGAAACCUCCUCAUCACCUCCUCCUGCUGCUCCUCGUCCUCCUCUGUGUCUGAGGAGUCCAGCGCUGCAGGCUGAGUUUCUUCAGAAGCGCCAGAACAAGUUACGCUCUCAAAGUGACGUCGGUGAAUCCAGCGUCGUCUCCCCUUCUUCCUCCCCCCAGCCCUCCCCCUCUUCCUCCUCUUCUUCACUGAGCCACAUCAAAAGACAAGCCCGUCUGUCCCUCUCCAGCACCGAGCUUCUGACGGAGCUCAGAGAGACGAAAACUCGAAGCCUGAGACGAGUCCACCAUCAGACCGGACUGACCACCGUCUUCUGUGGGCGGGGGGGAAGAGGAGGAGGAGGAAGAGGAGGACAGGUCUCUGGCUCCGCCCGCUCCAAACAAUCAGCCAAUCAGAAGGCUUCCCGCUGAGUUCAAGCAGAAUGAUUGGUUCGUCCAAAUCCAGAAAGAAAGAAUCAUUGGAAUGAGAAGAAAUAAGAGGAAAUCUGAGAUUAACCGACAGAUGAUUAACCUUCUGUGUGUGAAAGUAAUCAUCUAUUAUUUUUGUAUCAAUAUUUUGCCAAUAAAACAUAUUAUUUAAAGAGCCUUAAA
Eleginops maclovinus (Patagonian blennie) is the source of this 1238-nucleotide messenger RNA. RefSeq names its product serine/arginine repetitive matrix protein 2-like. The transcript has 6 exons. The record is from RefSeq and is a predicted model, not a curated record. Bases 369 to 1058 code for a protein of 229 amino acids. Lineage: Eukaryota; Metazoa; Chordata; Actinopteri; Perciformes; Eleginopidae.